Castor canadensis (American beaver) is the source of this 1098-nucleotide messenger RNA. RefSeq names its product zona pellucida binding protein (gene Zpbp). Gene Ontology annotation, biological process: acrosome assembly; binding of sperm to zona pellucida. Lineage: Eukaryota; Metazoa; Chordata; Mammalia; Rodentia; Castoridae. The record is from RefSeq and is a predicted model, not a curated record. Gene Ontology annotation, cellular component: extracellular region; acrosomal vesicle; zona pellucida receptor complex.
GACCUUCUGCGUCAAGUGUUGGCAGGCGACGGCGGCGUGUGAAUGGAGGCUUCGGCCCCCGGCCGGGCGUGGCGGGGCUGGCGGCUGGCUCGGGCCGUGGGCUCCUCCGGGCUCUUCCGGGCAGCCAUCCUCCUCCUCGUCGCCGCCUUUGUCUUGCGGGCGCCCCCGUCAGUUGGAUAUUUGGUUCGAUUACCAAGAGCUUUUCGCUUGACUCAAGAUACGGUGAAAAUAGUGGGAUCUGUAAAUUUUCCAGUGAGUGUUUAUGUCAUGGUUCAUCAAAAGAGUCCACAUGUGCUAUGUGUAACCCAGCGACUGCGAAAUGCCGAACUGAUAGAUCCAUCAUUCCAAUGGCAUGGGCCAAAAGGAAAAAUUGUUUCAGAAAACAGCACUGCACAAGUAACAUCCACGGGAAGUCUUAUAUUCCAGAACUUCGAAGAGAGUAUGAGUGGAAUUUACACUUGUUUCCUAGAGUACAAACCUACUGUUGAAGAGAUUGUUAAAAAUCUUGAACUAAAAUAUGUUGUAUAUGCUUAUCGUGAGCCCCAUUUUUAUUACCAGUUCACAGCUCGAUAUCAUGCGGCUCCCUGCAACAGUAUCUAUAAUAUUUCCUUUGAGAAGAAACUUCUUCAGAUUUUAAGCAAAUUGGUUCUUGACCUUUCAUGUGAAAUUUCCUUACUUAAGUCUGAGUGCCAUCGUAUUAAAAUGCAAAGAGCUGGUUUGCAAAAUGAAUUGUUCUUCACAUUUUCAGUUUCACCUCUAGACACUGACAAAGGAGCCAAGCCAUGUACAGACCACCAUCAUUGUGAAUCUUCCAGAAGACUGUCUAAGGCUAAAAAUCUUAUAGAGAGAUUUUUUAAUCAACAAGUAGAGGUUCUUGGCAGACGGGCAGAGCCGUUACCUGAAAUAUACUAUAUUGAAGGCACUCUCCAGAUGGUUUGGAUUAAUCGUUGCUUUCCAGGGUAUGGAAUGAAUGAGCUCAAACAUCCAAAAUGUCCUGAAUGCUGCGUGAUCUGCAGCCCUGGGUCUUACAACCCCCGCGAUGGAAUCCACUGCCUUCAGUGCAACAGCAGCCUAGUGUAUGGAGCAAGAGCAUGCUGA